AUGGACGCUCCACAGACGUCCAAACAAACAAAGAAUCGGCCCCGAGAAACCGUCAAGCUAUUGUACGACUACAAGCUCGAGAACGCGCCCGGCAAAUCGAUCGUCGGGCUCCAAGUCCACCUGCCCCCCGGGGGGUUCACGCCUCCUCACCGACACGGCGGCGCGACCGUCGUGGCCACGGUGACGGACGGCCAGUUCUUGAGCGGCAUGAAUGGCAACCCACCCGUCGUCUACGGGGUCGGGCAGAGCUUCAUGGAGCGGCCCGGGUGCCACCACACGGUGGCGGAGAACAACAGCCAAGAGAAACCCACGUCGUUUACCGCCGUGUUUGUCGUCGACUCCGAGGUCGUGGAGAAUGGUUACGCAGGCCUCACUGUGCUGGAUGAGGCGUGA
Molecule: messenger RNA, 393 nt
Organism: Capronia epimyces CBS 606.96
Lineage: Eukaryota; Fungi; Ascomycota; Eurotiomycetes; Chaetothyriales; Herpotrichiellaceae
Exons: 2
Coding region: 1-393 (130 amino acids)
Source: RefSeq, a predicted model, not a curated record